UUUCUAAUGUUACACUUUUCUAAUGCUACUCUUUACAUUGCACUCCUCACUCCUGUGCGCAUAGAGUCGCUGUCCACCAAGAAAACACUUUUCUAGUCAUACUGCCGCCGUCGUCGCCAUUGCGGAUUCUUCAUUUGUGGGCAACAUUGCAGUCUUUCGUUCUUUCAGGCAGGACUAUUCACUCUUUCAUUUAUUGGUCCAGUUGUAUUUUCUUACAUGUCAUUGCGCGAAUUAUUGUCUUGAAACAAAUCCACGUUUUGGAACACUUUGGACCUGCUUUCUGUGUGCAAUAUAAGGAAAAUCAAAACAAUGGAACCGAAAGCACGGCUUUGGUUAAGGUACGUCUCGAUCUUCGUAUUCAUUGCGGCUGUAUUUCAGACAGCAUCCGCUGUUACUCACUACACAAUUCCAGAGGAGAUGGACGAAGGGACUGUGGUUGCAAAUUUGGUGUCUGAUUUGGGAUUGGAUUUGAAAAGCCUUAGUAAACGUAAAAUACGUUUGGAUGUCGUCGCAAAUAAAAAAUAUCUUGACGUUAACAAAGAUACUGGGGAGCUGUACAUUUUAGAAAGGAUUGAUAGAGAGAAUUUGUGCCCAAUUAAAUCGGUCACAACUUGUCUGCUUAAAGUGGAUGCCACAUUAGAGAAUCCUAUUCGAAUGUUUAAUAUUGAACUUGAAAUAAUGGACAUAAACGAUAAUGCGCCACGUUUCCGACGAGAUACAAUGCAUUUAGACAUAUCAGAGGCAACAGCAAUAGGAGAGAGAUUUUCCCUCACUAAUGCUGUAGAUCCUGAUACAGGGUCAAAUUCGGUAAAGACAUACUAUCUCAGUGAAAGCGACCAUUUUAGUAUUGAGAUUCAGACUGGACGAGACGGAUCUAAGUUUGCUGACUUGAUACUGAAAAAGUCAUUAGACCGAGAAAAACAAGCUAAACAUAAUCUGAUACUCACUGCUGUGGACGGAGGAGUCCCCGCGCGCUCUGGUACUGCUAGCAUUAUUGUCCGCGUUUUGGAUACGAAUGACAACGCUCCUCAAUUCGAUAAAGACAGUUACAAUAUAAAUCUAACAGAAAACGCGCCUAUUGGAAGCCUUGUAGUGAAAUUAAACGCCACUGAUAAAGAUGAAGGAACGAAUUCCGAUAUAUUUUACUCUUUUAGUCUGUAUACGUCAGAAAAAACACAGCAGACAUUCAGUCUGAAUCCUGACAAUGGAGAAAUCAGAGUAAAAGAGAUGAUUAAUUAUGAGGAUUUUAGGAUCUAUGAUAUGGAAAUUAUAGCAACAGAUAAAGGAGCUAAUAGUUGCAUUUGCGAUCAUCAUUGUUAA
Molecule: messenger RNA, 1320 nt
Organism: Sinocyclocheilus rhinocerous
Lineage: Eukaryota; Metazoa; Chordata; Actinopteri; Cypriniformes; Cyprinidae
Product: protocadherin alpha-C2-like
Exons: 1
Coding region: 310-1320 (336 amino acids)
Biological process (GO): homophilic cell-cell adhesion
Cellular component (GO): plasma membrane
Molecular function (GO): calcium ion binding
Source: RefSeq, a predicted model, not a curated record